Orbilia oligospora ATCC 24927 is the source of this 651-nucleotide messenger RNA. RefSeq lists its product as uncharacterized. The transcript has a single exon. NCBI's taxonomy places the organism in Eukaryota, Fungi, Ascomycota, Orbiliomycetes, Orbiliales, Orbiliaceae. Bases 1 to 651 code for a protein of 216 amino acids. The record is from RefSeq and is a predicted model, not a curated record.
AUGGAAAGCGAAACUGGGCCCAAAGAGCCGAAAGCUGCCAAUAUGCCAGCUCCUGAGGUUACCCCUGUCGAUGUGGCAGCCUCCUCGGCAGAAGCUAUGUCAUCAUCUGCAGCUGAGGAUACAUCAGAGAAACAGGACAUUCUUUAUUUCCCUCUGCGGUACACUCGAAUACGAAAUUACUGGGGCUUUCCCGAGCUUGCUUUCGAUGAUAUCAACAAUGACCCGCAGGAAGUCCAGGUCGAAUACUGCGAAUCAGACCCAAAAGUUUAUGAUUACUUUAUCAGAUGCACGUUCAUAAAGCCCAUUGUCGCUUUGUAUGAACCAAUUUCCAGAACACUCGUGCGAAGAGAAAAUAUUAUGGAAAUUAAAGAUAUGAAACUGCCGAACGGGCGGGACACUAUAUGGUCUGUGGUGUACAAAGGACCGGAAAAGCAAAUGAGCUUUUGGGACAACCUCGCAUGGACGUCGAAACUCAUGCUGAAAGACGAGUUUAGUCCGAUGCUCUAUAUUGAAGAUUUAGAGAAAGGGAGAUACAAAGAUACACUUUAUGAUGUUUUAUGGUGGUAUUGGAAGGACAAGAUCUUCCAGCAGAGAGAUGGGGAACCGAAGCAGGCCCCACAGGCUGAGGGACAACAAAAUUCUGCUGUUUGA